Messenger RNA from Schistocerca cancellata (South American locust), 3484 nucleotides. RefSeq names its product TBC1 domain family member whacked (gene wkd). The coding region runs from base 284 to 1366 and encodes 360 amino acids. The transcript has 9 exons. The record is from RefSeq and is a predicted model, not a curated record. Lineage: Eukaryota; Metazoa; Arthropoda; Insecta; Orthoptera; Acrididae.
GCCACAGAUUGCCGUCAGUGUUAUUUUAUUUUUCGUCGGCAAGAGUUGGUAAUUUAUCCGAAAACUUAAGGCUGGGUCACGGUGCGUUUGUGAGGUGGUCAUUGGCUGCAGUGUUAAUGCGUAAAUAUUUGCGUUGCGAAUUUUGUUCUGUUGUUUUCUACUCGGUUGUAAGUGCAAGUUUUUACACGAAUGGUACGCAAACUUUUCAGCCAUAGUGUUCUGUCGACGACAUGUGAGAAAAGAAAACAAACGUAAAUUUUAAAUCACAGAAUGUAACAUCGAAAUGGCAUCGGCAAUAGAACAACAAGAUGAUGAUGAUACGUGUUCUGAGGCGAGCAGCGCAGUACACAAUGGUUCAGUGAUUUCUACAGUUCCUGAUCGUCACGGAUUUCUUGGAGGUUCGCAGUACACACCUGAUCCGAAAUUGACUGUUCCUCCAAGUGUCAUACUUCGCCGUGAAAGAAAAUGGCUGCGCAUGCUCAACAAUUGGGAGAAAAUGAUGAACAAACACUAUAGGAAGGUGAGAGAACGCUGUCGCAAAGGUAUCCCUCCAUCAGUCAGACCACGUGCCUGGCUCUAUCUUUGUGGUGGCAAACUAGUUCAAGAUCAGUGUCGAGAGCAAUAUGCAGCCCUCAUUAAACAAGAAGGAGAUCCUAAGUGGGUUGAUGAUAUACGCAAAGACCUUCAUCGGCAGUUUCCAUACCAUGAGAUGUUUGUUGACCAGAAUGGACUUGGGCAGCAAGAACUGUUCCAAGUACUGAAGGCAUACUCAAUCAUGAACAAAACUGUUGGCUACUGCCAGGCACAAGCUCCAAUCGCAGCUUUCCUGCUAAUGCACAUGCCAGCUGAACAAGCAUUUUGGUGUCUAGUCUCCAUUUGUGACAAGUACCUUGUGGGCUACUACAGUCAAGGAAUGGAAACACUGCAGCUAGAUGGUGAAAUUUUGUUUGGACUACUUAAAAAAGUUUCUCCAAGUGUUUAUAAACACAUAAAAAAGCAAAAAAUUGAACCUAUUUUAUACAUGACUGAAUGGUUUCUUUGUGUGUUUACAAGAACACUUCCAUGGGACACAAUCCUUAGGGUGUGGGAUAUGUUCUUGUGUGAAGGGGUUAAGGUGAUCUUCAAGACUGCACUUGUACUUUUGAAAUUCAGUCUUGGAAGACCAGGUGUUAUAAAAAGUUGCCCAACUAUGUACGAAACCUUGGAAGUACUACGCAAUCCACCAAUUGAAGUCGUGGAAGAAGAAUUUAUGAUCAGCCAGAUACUGCGCUUGAAUCUUUCUGAAGAAGAUUUUGAUUAUGAGCACAGGCGACAGUUGGCAAAAAGGCGUGCAAGUCAAGAGAAUGGUCACAAAAGCAAGAGAUAACAAGAAACUGCAGUACCAGAAAAGACAAACUCUUUUUAAAGUUUUUCAUGUAAAAUGUGCAAUGCUGCAUGAAAUGUAAAUGCUGCAUUCAUUCUCAAGGUGAACCACAUUUUUCACGUAUUCUAGUGCAGUCCUUAUUUUUUGAUAAUGAUAUACUCAGUAUUGCUUCACAGUUUUUUGGUCCUUUUAGAAGUAUGAUCCUAAAAGCAAAAAAAGUGUGAAGUUGAAUAAUGAAUCUCUCCUCUUUGCUCUAAACCAUUGUUUCUCAUCAAAAUCACAUGCUCCAAACUAAGGUUCUGUGUAAAUUAUAAAAAAGUAGUUUUGUAGUGUGGUACUGUGAAAUAUGUUAUGGAGUAUAAAGCACAAAACACUCAUUAUUAGAGUUUGCAGCUAUGUACUUUUGUAAAAUUGCAAGAUGCGGGAAAAUGUGCAUUGUGCACAGAGGUUUAGAAACUGUUGACUUGUGAAUUGUUAAACAUUGCUGUAUUUAAAAUUAUGUGAGAGUGAGUUGUCUAUUAAUGUUUUCCUUGAAACAAGACAGAAUUAUAGGGUCAUAUCAGUCACAGAUUAGAGGAAGACAGAUAACGCAAAUUAAAUUUUAAAAUACUUCUCACGUACCGUGGUUUGUUCAUGACUAUUCAGGUACUUCCAUAAGUUCAAUAUGGUACGCACAGCAUAACACAAAAAAGAUCUUUCUGAGUACCUGCUCUAAAUUUCGCUGUUUUUUUAAAUAAAUACAAUGAACCAAUAAAGUUUGGUUGCUUUUCUCCUGGAUUAAAUUUUAAGUUAUGUUCAAAAUAUUACUGUGUUCCUAAGAAGAUAGUUGUGCUACAUGUAGAGUGAAGGUUGAAGAGCAGAGCUCAAACAAAAAUUGCUGUGCACCUGCUUAGAACUAUGUGUAAACAAUCAAAAAACUUAUUAAUUCUGUACUACUUACUCUAUUCUGUGCCUUAAUGAAGAAAGACUGUACAAUGCAGGUUUUAUAAAAUGUUUUUAAAUCCAUUUAUAUAUAGUUAGAGGUUUGGAGUGUUCACAGCAUUAAGCAAUGGUGGAAAAUUUUGAGAAGGUUCAAUGUGCAGCUGAUUGAUACAACUUAUACCAGGACAUCAAACUUAGUUUUUUAUUAAUUAAAAUUAUUCAGAACAGGAAGAUCAGAAAAAAGAUGGACAGGAGCUUCAUUCUGUCUUUAAUCAUUUCUUUAGUUAAGCCAAAGUGUUACUUGCCAUUACUUUUGUGAAAGGAAUAAAUUUUUUUUAUUGACAUUGUACGAAGUUGGAUGUUGAAAUGUCUUUGCAUAACAACAAGAGCUUCAAUAAACAUCAGAAGUGUAUGAAGACAUGAUUUAUUUAAAAAAAAAUCAUUUUAAGCAGUGUUUUAAGAUAUACAGCUGAGGUUAUAUUCCUAAGUUAAAUAUAUUUGCUGUAAUUUUUAACAAUAUAAUCACUUUCUUUACCAAGUACUGAUGUUCUAAUGAACAGAUUUCGGAUUUGAGUGGGAAACAAGUUUUGAACACUUCCAAAUCCUCAGAAGUAUUAUAGAAUUGUAUUAUUGAAUGUGUAUCAGAUGCAAAGUGAUGUUUAUGGCAGCAUUAUUUCUAUUUUUGAUACUCAAAAGUUUAGAGGUGUGUCUUCCCUUGACAUAAAUGACCUUUGUUACAUAUCGUUCCACGAAAAACAAAUUUAUGAAAGUAGCUGCUGUUAUGUGUGUAGAAUAUACUGGUGCUUUUUUUAUGUGACACACAAUUAGCCAAAGCAAGUGUACCUAUUGAAUUUUAUUUUCAUUUUGUUAAAAUCAUUUACUUUCCAGAUAAGUAUGUAUCUUUAUUCAAAAUACUUGUAUUAGUUAAUUUAUUUAUUACAGAAAAUAUUAUAUUCUUGCACUUGUUGUUUUGUGUGCACAGAAAUAUAAUUGUGUACAUAGAUAGCACAGUAUAAUGUGUUCUGUGUAUAUAUUGCAAUGAUCAAUGUUUUGUAGUUUAAAUUUUCAUAGUAUACAUUCUUCUAUUUGCAUUUAUCUACAGUAUUACUUCGCUGUAGGCAACAGACAUUUGAAUAUUAUUUGAUUUGACUGUUCUAUUUUUAAAUAGCAUAUACUACGAAAAAAUAUUGUCCAAAAUGC